AUGUGGCCAUGCAAAAGUGGGCUUGGAAACAUCCUAGGAUAUGGAGUUAAAGGGAAUGGAAUAGUUGCAUCUGAGAAGUCUGUCGAUGAUGAGCAUAAUAAUGCAACAACAAUUAAGGUCGAAUUCCCGAGGAAGCUGGACGAUGCUUCAUCGAUUAAAGAGAUAGAGGGUUCAAAGUCAGACCUAGUAGGAUCACAGGUGCCAAUAUUUACUUUGAAUUCACGAAUAUAUAAUAAAUUUGAACUAGCAGUCUCAUCUUCAUAUACGGAACGGAGUGAAAAGCUGAUGUAUAAUGACCCAAAAAUGUACAUACCGAGGGACAUUUUAAAAUCAUAUCUCGUCGAGUCGAAUUCUUUAACGUCAACAAUAGCGUACGAUCCUACUUUUGGUAGGCUCUUUUCGUUAUCUGAGAUACGGACAAGGAAUGGAAAUUAUUCGGCCAAGAUAAUGGCUUAUGUUACUGGCGAGACUGGAAAUAUAUUUAAUAUUUCAACAGUGGACUAUAGGAGAAUAGAAAUUCGCAACAAAAGUAGUCAAACUUCUGAGAUAUAUACACCAGAAAUUUUGAAGCCUUUUCAAGUUGCAUUUUCAGAACCAAUCAAGCAAAUUGAAUUUUCUCUGAAAUCAUUCGGUUUUAUACCAUCAUUCGUACUCAUCCGUUCUGCAUCAAAGAUCUACAUUGUCAGUUGCUAUAAAUCAGGAAGGACGAGAGACUUGCAGAGGUCAAAGGUAGAGAUGGACCUUGUUAGUGAAUUAGGUACGAACGAUCUUAGUCGGAAUGAAUUCGCAGAUGUUGCCUUCAAUCCUUGGGAUUAUACCCAAUUUUCUGCUGUUGAUGUGAAGGGAAAUUUUGGUGUCUGGAAUAUACGACGUGAGCGUCCUAAUUGUUUGAAGAGGGUUAAUUUUAAUAUUGAUUAUGAAGUUGGAGAGCAAAAUACGACUUCGGUACCUAAAUGUUCUCCAUCUAUAUCUGAUUCAGAGGAAUUGUCCAAUUGGAAAAGGAUAAUUUGGGGAGGCAGCGAAGGCUCGCUUAUUGUCAUCAGUAGGUCUUCCGCGACACAGUUCACUAUUAUACCCAAACUAACUUCUUUCGAAUUAAUCAGUGCUAAGACCUGGUCCAAAAUUCAAGAUGUUUUUAGAAAUGAAAGGUAUGCAUUUUUAUUGACUUCUAAAGAAUUAAUAUGGUUGAGCAUUUCACCAGAAACUAAAAGAAUACUCUCCUGGAAGCAUUUUUUAGACGACCAAGAUCCUUCGUUGAAGCUACAUGUAUGCAAAAAGCAAGGCCACAACUACAUCUGCUUGAUCUAUUCCCAAAUGCAUCCCUUAAUUUUUGUAUACACCUUUGGCUUUAGGGAUGAAAAGCCUUGUAGCUUGAGAGAUCCGUAUUUUAUACGGCGAGCUAAAGAUAUGAGAGGCGUUCAACAGGUUCACCUUGCCACCUUAAAUCGUAAUUUUUUUACGCUGCUGAAUGACCUCGUUCAGGAGGAAGAUCUAGUCAGUGAAAGUGAUCUAGAAUCUGACUUUCAAAGUGAGGCGCUUGGCCUCUUCGAAUUGACAACUGAUCUUGAUCUAUCUAUCAAUUUAUUUUCUGAGGUAGAUGGCUUGACGACAAUUGACGAGAAAGAAGAGUGGAAUCCCCAAGAAUUAAAUAAAAAGAAGACAAAAGUUGCCAUUGGAAGAUAUCACUUGUUCAAAAAAUUUUCGAAAAAACUGUUUUCCUACGUCUAUAGUGACAUUGCCAAAGUGAAUAAAAAGAUGCACCUGGAUGACGAGAUAAAAAGAAUACAGGAUUAUGCCUUCAAAUUGGGAGAGGGUAGCGCUGUGGUGCAUAAAGAAGACUUUACUUAUCACUCAUUAAUGGAUAUAUCGUCUACGAUGCCUCCCUUAGUUGCGAAUAUUUCGGAAUUUGACUCCAUGAUUGAACAACUAUCCAAAUAUUAUAAAGAAAAAUCAAUUGACAUUUCAAAUAUAGAGCAUGCGUUCUAUAAACAUUCUACCCUUUUUUCUUCAUUCACAAGAGCAUCACGUAAAAAUAACAUUCUUAACCUUUUUGGUGCCUUAAAUGAGGUAUAUACAAAUGAAAAAUUGAAACAAUUCAAUUCAAUAGAAAAUGUCCGCUUGACAGCAAUAUUGAUUGGAACAAGUUUAUUGAAAGCCAGUUCUACUAAUUUGGAACGCAAUCAUGCUGAUCAAUUCUCCGACGAAAUAAAAAUAUCAGCGGACCAUGUAAAAGCUAUAGUAGAGGAAUGGGAUCAUGACGAAUUAGAGAUCUUUGACGAUUUUGACUCAAAGGAGGAUAAAUUUCAAUCCCAAGUUUCGAUCCCCCAAAUAUCAUCUUCAAUACCAUCAAUUAACAUAACAACGCAAGAGAAGAACACCAGAAAAGUAAACUCGAAAAGAAGGAUACUUAAAACUUUCGCGCGGAGACAGAAACCAUCGAGCUCCCAGAACUCUAUUGUGAGCGCAAGCCAAAGUCAAGAACCUUUCGAACCAGGGCACCUUCUAAGUUCCCAGAUGAAAGGAGCCUCAUCGCAAGAAAGUUUACUAAAUUCCCAGAACAUAAAUACGAGCUCUAGGCGCUUCAUUGCUUCACAAAAUAGAUUCUCAACUUCACAAAGUAACUCUCAGAAGAAAGCUAAGAAACGGAAAGGAGGGUUUCAAUAA
This is a messenger RNA of Priceomyces carsonii, 2664 nucleotides long. RefSeq lists its product as uncharacterized. Lineage: Eukaryota; Fungi; Ascomycota; Pichiomycetes; Serinales; Debaryomycetaceae. The record is from RefSeq and is a predicted model, not a curated record. The transcript has a single exon. The coding region runs from base 1 to 2664 and encodes 887 amino acids. Gene Ontology annotation, molecular function: RNA polymerase I general transcription initiation factor binding; RNA polymerase I transcription regulatory region sequence-specific DNA binding. Gene Ontology annotation, biological process: nucleolar large rRNA transcription by RNA polymerase I. Gene Ontology annotation, cellular component: RNA polymerase I core factor complex.